This is a messenger RNA of Rubroshorea leprosula, 1385 nucleotides long. The record is from the annotation of a GenBank genome assembly. NCBI's taxonomy places the organism in Eukaryota, Viridiplantae, Streptophyta, Magnoliopsida, Malvales, Dipterocarpaceae.
GCCAGAUGGUAUAAUUCUUAUCACUUGUUGACUCUGAUGUCACAUUCCAUUUCAAGCAUCUUCUUCUUCAAGUUUCCAUCAUUGAAUCCUCGAAAUUUAUUCUGCAUAAAGCACAGGUUUCUAUUCUCCUUUCCUUCGCCAUGGUUUCUAUUCUCCUUUUUGUAAUAUAAAAAUCCAACCAGAACAACCAGAACACACCGUUGUCAUCAUCUCCAUCAUCAUGAAUCAUUCAAUGGAGGCACACAGGACCGAUUUGAUGACCAUCACCCGAUUUGUCCUUAACGAGCAAUCCAAACACCCAGAAUCCCGUGGUGAUUUCACGAUCUUGCUCAAUCACAUUGUUCUUGGCUGCAAAUUUGUCUGCUCCGCUGUCAACAAGGCAGGACUUGCAAAACUCAUAGGUCUCGCCGGAGAGACCAAUGUUCAGGGUGAAGAACAAAAGAAGUUGGAUGUACUUUCCAACGAAGUUUUUGUCAAGGCUUUAGUUAGCAGUGGACGUACCUGCCUUCUUGUUUCAGAAGAGAAUGAAGAAGCCAUAUUUGUGAAGCCAUCUAAGCGGGGAAGAUACAUUGUUGUGUUUGAUCCAUUGGAUGGAUCCUCAAACAUUGACUGUGGUGUUUCCAUAGGAACUAUCUUUGGUAUUUACUUGGUGAAAGAUAAGGAGAACCCAACUCUUGAUGAUGUAUUGCAAUCUGGAAAUAGUAUGUUAGCAGCUGGAUAUUGCAUGUAUGGCAGCUCUUGUAUGCUGGUGCUCAGCACAGGGAACGGAGUCAAUGGUUUCACACUUGAUCCAUCUCUUGGGGAGUUCAUAUUAACUCGUCCUGAUAUUAAGAUACCAAAAAAGGGAAAGAUUUAUUCAGUAAACGAAGGAAACGCCCAACACUGGGAUGAGGCAAUUACAAAGUAUGUGGAAAGGUGCAAGUUCCCUACAGAUGGUUCAUCCCCAAAGUCUCUUAGAUAUAUUGGAAGUAUGGUUGCAGACGUCCACCGAACCUUGCUUUAUGGUGGCAUCUUUUUAUACCCUGCAGAUAAGAAAAGUCCCAAUGGAAAGCUACGUAUUCUGUAUGAAGUAUUUCCAAUGUCAUACUUGAUUGAACGAGCUGGAGGCCAAGCAUUCACCGGGAAGCAAAGGGCACUCGACCUGGUUCCAAAGAACAUACACGAGCGGUCCCCUGUAUUCCUUGGCAGUUUUGAUGAUGUUGAGGAAAUUAAAGCACUCUAUUCUGCUGCUGAAGGAAAGACAUCAUCAUAGAACUUAUAAAGCUCAUUUACCAAAUUACUUUUGCUUGCAAAUCUGAUGUUAGAUCAUCAUCCUUGUGCACGAUAAAGUUCCUCGCUAUCAGAACUUUACUGUUUAAUAAUUGCAAUAAAAUCAUUGUUCAUUC